Chironomus riparius is the source of this 1152-nucleotide messenger RNA. The record is from the annotation of a GenBank genome assembly. Lineage: Eukaryota; Metazoa; Arthropoda; Insecta; Diptera; Chironomidae.
UCCACUUGUUGCUCAUUUUUGAUCAAACAAAAUAUUUGUCAUCGUAUGACAUGUUGUAUGCAGCAUAUAUGUAACUAUGCACUGGUAAUUUUAUUAGCAACAACACAAUCUCCAUAGCAGCACAAAUUUUCUGUUCUAUUUAAGCUAAUUUGUUGACUCGAGUUUAUUGAAUACAAAAAAAAAGUUGAUUCUCACAAAAUAAUGGAUGUUGAUUAUCUGCAGCCAACGAUCUAUCAUCAGAGUGAUUACAGGACAUCCUCGUCGCGUGCACAUCGCUUCAAGUUGUCAAAUGAAAGGAACUUUAUUCCAUUUAAAUCGCAUAGCUUGUGCAGUGAACUGAAAAACUCUCGAGCUGAUUAUCGACCAGUCAGUGAAAGUACGAAGGAAUAUCCAUGGAAAAUCAAUCCGAGUAGAAACUUUCGAGUGGAAUUAGCAGCACCGAUUGAGAAGGUUCGAUACAUUCAUCAAUUUACGGAUAAAAUGAAAGCUGAUAAGCUUAUUAAGCCAUUGAAUUUGUACAAAAGUCGUGCAGGAGAUUCUGACGCAUUUACGAGAUUGCCAAGAGAAAUGAAACUGCCAACAGCAGUUCAUCCACCGCCUAUUCAACAUUAUUCGAGAGAAACAUUUCACGCAAACACUGCCGGAUAUUAUCCAUAUCUUGAUAACUUAGUGUCUACAACGGAACUAGACUUUCAUAGACAUAAAAAUUAUGAAACAGCAAAAACAAAUUUAAUUGCUCAAAAGGAACUUCCGUUUAAUUCCAAAGUUGCUUUCUUCACCCCAAAAACGAAAUUGAUUGCGCAAUAUCCAAUGUUUAGGAAAUAUGAUGCGAAAAUGUUGUGCGAUAAUUCAAAAUUCACGACCAAAGUUUACGAUCGGAUCACUUUAAUGAGGACAAGGUGUCGUGAAGUUAAAAGUGAAAUGGCAUCGAGUUACUAGGUUAGAAUGUCGACAUUUGUUUAUGAUGGAUAUUUUAUGGGUUCAAUCAGUUAAUAAUGUCAAGUAGUUGAGGUGGAAGAAUUUUAAGUGAUGUUUUUUGUGGAAAUUCUGUUACCUUAGUUUGGUCUGGAUGUUCACUGGAUCUAAUUGUAUUGCGCAAAUUUUGUCUGGAUGUUCACUGGAUCUUAUUGUAUUGGAUUAAUUUUGUCAGGA